This is a messenger RNA of Talpa occidentalis (Iberian mole), 10277 nucleotides long. RefSeq names its product zinc finger protein 318 (gene ZNF318). Gene Ontology annotation, cellular component: nucleoplasm. Gene Ontology annotation, molecular function: zinc ion binding; nucleic acid binding. Lineage: Eukaryota; Metazoa; Chordata; Mammalia; Eulipotyphla; Talpidae. The record is from RefSeq and is a predicted model, not a curated record. The coding region runs from base 1 to 6789 and encodes 2262 amino acids. The transcript has 10 exons. Gene Ontology annotation, biological process: positive regulation of DNA-templated transcription; negative regulation of DNA-templated transcription.
AUGUACCGCAGCGGCGCCCGCUCCUCCGUGUCUUCGCACCGGUCUAAAGAGAGCGGCGGGGGCGGCCCGCGCACGGGCCGCAGCUCCGGCACCUCUUCAGGCCCUUCUCGCCGCACCUCGCCGGCGCCCUCUGGCUCCUCCUCGUCUCGGACACCGGCUCGCCGGCCCCGCUCUCCCUCAGGGCACCGUGGCCGCCGGGCCUCGCCGUCCCCGCCGCGGGGUCGCCGCAGCUCCCCGUCUCCGCCCCGCGGCCGCCGGGCCUCGCCGUCCCCGCCGCGGGGUCGUCGUGUCUCCCCGUCCCCGCCGCGGACCCGUCGCGGAUCCCCGUCGCCGCCGCGGGGCCGACGACUGUUCCCGCCUGGCCCGGCAGGUUUCCGAGCCGGCAGUCGGGGGGAGUCCCGCGCGGAAUUCGCCCGGGACGGCCGCGGAGACCAUCCAGGCGACGGCGGCAGCCGGAGACGCUCUCCUGGUCUGCGAUCUGACUCUUUGGAACAGAGCUUAAGGAUCACUGUUGGAAAUGACCACUUCUGUGUUGGCAUACCUGAACGGCGGAGGCUAAGUGAUCGACUUGGAUCACCUGUGGAUAAUCUGGACGAUGUGGACAGGGAUGACCUGACUGAUGAUUCUGUCUUCACUCGAAGCUCCCAGUGCCCUCGAGGUCUUGAACGCUAUAUUUCCCAGGAGGAGGGGCCUCUCAGUCCCUUCUUGGGACAGCCUGAUGAGGACUAUCGAGCAAGAGAGGCUUUCGUGCAUCAUUCUGACUAUCGUCCCCACAUCAGUUGUCACGAUGAGCUGCUGCGGGGAGCAGAACGGAGUCGAGACAAACUGAAAGGCUCCUACUGUCUCCGACCUGAGGAAAGGAGCCGGGAGGCCAAGCGGCCCCGUUACGACGACACAGAGAAGAUCCACUGCAAGGGAGAUGAUCACCCCAGCUACCCGCCAGGGAUGCGCAACUAUAGACAGCGUAGACGAAGCCCGAGCCCUAGGCUUCUGGACCCUGAGUUUCGUGAGCUGGAUCUUGCCAGGAGAAAACGAGAGGAAGAGGAGGAACGGAGUAGGAGUCUGAGUCAGGAGCUGGUGGAAGUUGAUGGUGGUGGCACUAGCUGCCCCAUCCCUGGAUUGUCAGGUGUCCUACCUGCCUCGGGGCCAGCAUUUUCUUUACACCGGCCUGAGGAAGGCUCUGUGAUGCCCAAGAAGUCCAUUCUGAAGAAGCGGAUUGAAGUGGACGUGGAGCCUACCAUGCAGCUUGAGAGUUUUGCCAGCAGUAACAGUUCCAGGCAGGAUCACCCUCUCUACUCUGCACACUCGUCCCUUCCACUAAGUGGUGCUAUUGCUGCUUUUGCCUCAGAGAUUGAAGACAAUAAGGGAACUAUGGUAGAUACUUCGUUGAAGGAAUCUUCAUGUAACCCGUACCAGUGGAGUCCCCUCCCUGGGCUGCCCAAAGAGAGUAGUCCUCUGAGAGAAAAGUUUGGAAGUUUUCUGUGCCACAAAGAGAAAUUGGAUAUGAAGGCUGAUGGUUCUGAGCGGCACUCAGACUUUUUGCUGCCCCAUGAAAGAGCUAGCCAGGAUGGCAGUGGAUUUUCUCGUAUUCUGAGUAUGUUGGCAGAUACUACCAGUACACAAGAAAAAAGGCGACGUAGUUUUCCAGACAUUGAAGAUGAGGAGAAAUUUCUUUAUGGGGAUGAAGAAGAGGAUUUAAAGGCAGACUCUCCACCAAAGUCCCUUGGGGUCUCUGAGAGUGAAGUUAUGAGGCAGAAAACAAGCUGCCUACCCACUCCAGUUCCAGGUAUAAAGCUAGAAUCUAGAGAAGAGACUAAUCCAGAAUAUGCCAAGAUUCAUGAUUUGCUCAAGACCAUAGGGCUGGAUAUUGGGGUAGCAGAGAUUAGUAAACUGGCUGUACGCACCCAAGAACGACUUCAUGGCAAGAAGCCAUCACGCUCUUCAUCUGAUCGCCGUUCUUCAGCUGACCAUCACUUCUCAGCUGAACGCUGUUCUUCAGUUGACCAUCGGUUCUCAGCUGAUCGAUGCUCCUCCGAUCCUCACAGACUGGAGAGCCGGGAGGCACACCAUAGCAAUACUCAUUCCCCCGAAGUGUCCCAUUCAAACCCAGUCUCCCCUGUGGAUCCUUAUCUUCUCACAAAAAAAAGUCCACCAUUCCUAAAGUCUGACCAUCCAAUGGGUAUUAUUGCAGGACAAGAUGUGGUUGGCAGUGGAUUUCAGUCAUCUGUUGCAGUCAGGUGUAUGUUGCCGUCAACUGCAUCUACCCCAGUUAGACUUCCACACCCUGCUUCUUUAUCUCAGUUUCAUGUGCCAAGGGCCUCUCAGUUUGCUGCAGCUCGUAUACCUCCAAACUACCAAGGAUCUGCCAUUCCCUCUGCCUCCUUUGAUGCCUACAGGCAUUACAUGGCAUAUGCAGCCUCACGGUGGCCCAUUUACCCCACCUCUCAACCAUCAAACCUCCCUCUCUCUGAACCACACAGGGUGAUUCCAGUCACCAAACAAACUACUCGUAGCCGUCCCAAUCUCCGUGUGAUCCCCACUGUGACUCCUGAUAAACCCAAACAGGAGUCUUCAGUGCUAGGAGCAGUUCCUUCUGUCCAAGUGCCUGUCCAAGUGUCUAUCCCAUCACUCAUAAGAUAUAAUCCGGAGAAAAUCUCUGAUGAGAAGAACCGUGCUUCCCAGAAGCUGAAGGUUAUUGAAGAAAGGGAAAAACUAAAGAAUGACCGGGAAGCUCGUCAGAAGAAGAUGUACUAUCUCAGAACUGAGUUGGACCGACUUCAUAAGCAACAAGGGGAAAUGCUGCGUAAGAAACGAAGGGAAAAAGAUGGCCACAAAGACCCACUCCUAGUGGAGGUGAGUCGGCUUCAGGACAACAUUAUGAAGGACAUUGCAGAACUUAGACAAGAGGCAGAAGAGGCAGAAAAGAAGCAGUCUGAACUGGACAAAGUAGCUCAGAUCUUGGGCAUUAACAUUUUGGAUAAAUCACAGAAGUCAUCAAAUGACAGUAAAGAACCUACAGAGAAGCCUGGGAAAGCAGAAAAAUCUAAGAGCCCAGAAAAAGUGUUGUCCUCUUCCAGCAGCAAGGAAUCAAAGGUAAACAGUGAAAAUUCCCAUACCAAGAGCUCCAAGUGUGCUGAGAGCCCCCGGCCAGCUGCUAAGCAAUCUGAUCAGCCCAUUGCUGCCUAUGAGUAUUAUGAUGCUGGUAAUCAUUGGUGCAAAGACUGCAACACCAUCUGUGGGACCAUGUUUGACUUCUUCACCCAUAUGCACAAUAAGAAGCACACACAGACACUGGAUCCUUACAACAGACCUUGGGCUUCAAAGACCCACAGUGAGGCCAAACAAGAUGCUGUAAAACGCACUGACAAGAUUACUGUUCCUGCAAAAGGUUCUGAGUUUCUGAUUCCCAUCACUGGAUUUUACUGCCAGCUCUGUGAGGAAUUUUUGGGGGAUCCAAUUUCUGGAGAGCAACAUGUAAAGGGUCACCAACACAAUGAGAAAUACAAGAAAUAUGUGGAUGAAAACCCACUGUAUGAGGAGCGGCGGAAUCUGGACCGCCAGGCAGGCUUGGCUGUAGUUAUAGAGACAGAACGGCGACGGCAGAGUGAGUUAAAGCGCAAACUUAGUGAAAAACCAAAGGAAGAGAAGAAAGACAAAAAGGCAAAGAUUGUGAAAGAAAUAAAGGAGGAUGAGAAGGCCUCUGAGGAAUUAGAAGAUCAACUUUCUGAGGGUGGAAACUCCCCUGAAAGGACUGAAAAUAGAAGGAGGCCUAGCAUCAAACUCCAGUUAAAAGACGAGGUAAAGAAAGAAUCACCAUCAUCUUCCUCUUUUGGGAAAUUCAGCUGGAAAAAGCCAGAAAGAGAGGAAGAAAAAAGUUCAGUCAUGACGUCAAGUAUUACUAAGGAAGAGAUUCUGGAAAGCAGUAAGGACAAAGAGGAUAGCAAAGCUGAAGCUGGGAAGGCAAAACCCAUCAAAAUCAAGCUCUCUGGAAAAACUGUUGUUGCACAUACUAGUCCAUGGACACAUGUUGUGACAACUUCAACCCAGACUAAGAUCCGACCCAAUCUGCCUAUCCCAUCCACAGUACUCCGCAAGUCAGGUUCAGCCACAGUGAGCAAGCCAGCUCCUCUUAAUACCUUUCUAUCCAUCAAGUCCUCUGGAACCACUGCUAAGCCUCUGCCAGUGGUUAAAGAGUCAUCAGCUGAUCUCCUUUUGCCUCCCGAUAUCAUCUCCAAAGCAUUUGGAGGGGAAGAGGUGAUUCUGAAAGGGUCUCCAGAGGAAAAAAUAAUACUGGCUGAAAAGACUGAGCCAUCCCAUAUACCAGAACAGAUGCUGCCACCUCCACCACCACCGCCGCCACCGCCACCUCCACCACCCCCAGUUAUAUCUCACCCAACUGCCCCAUCUCCUACUCAAGUAAAUGCAGUCUUAGUGCCAGUAAAACCAAACACAGCUGUAUCUCACACUCUCAGUCCUGGCUUCCUGGGUCCUAACAUUUUGAACCCAGUGUUGCCAGUAGCCAUUAUGGCCUCAGCACAGCCAGCUGCCAUGCCUUCUGAUGAGACAGCUCCUGGGGUGAGUGAGAGUGACCGGGACCAGACCCUAUUCUCUGUGUUAGUACGUCCUCCACCUCCCCUUUCAAGUGUAUUUAGUGAACAAGCCAAAAAAUUGGAAAAGCGAAAUUCGUGCUUAGCCACAGCCAAUGCUAAGGACCUGUAUGACAUAUUCUACAGUAGUCGUGGAAAGGGAACCCCUGAGACUAAGUUGAGUGGUGGUUUGUUGGCCAUCGGGGAAAAUAGCAGCCUCUCCAAAGCUGAAAGUUCAGACACCUCUUCUACUUCUUUGAAAAGCAGUGCAUCACAGGAAGAAUUGUCUCCAAUUAGAAGGUCAGCUUCUCCUCCGUUAAUCAGCAACUCUGAAAAGCCCAAUGUAAAAACUCUGGUUUCCCUAGGGAAAUGGUCAGUUGUGGACCCCAUAGACUCAAAAAGCAGAGGCAGCAGCUAUGGUUUCCUACAGCCCCUCACAAGGUUGUGCCAAAGCAGACCUUAUGAAACAAUUACCCCAAAGACAGACACUUUGGCCAUAUGGACUGCUAGCUCUUUCCAGAGUAAUGCUAAUAGGGACAUGUCUGCAGAGGGAGAAAUUGAACUUGACCUGGAAGAACCAGGGCCACCAGGUGUAGAACCAGUCCCUCAGCUGUCAGAUAUACACUGUCAUCCCAUGGAAUCUCAGCAGCUGGUAGAAGCCCACCUUAUAGAAUCUGGUGACCAGGAUGAGAAAAGCCAGAAACUCUACCAAUCUAAGGACUGUGGAGAAAAUGAGGUAGAGACAAACACUGAACUAAAAGAAAGGGGAGCUAAACUUUCUGAGAGGAAGAUAGGUAUCCACAUUGGGCCUAACAGCAUAAAGGAUUCCAGUUUGAACCAUGGUAACAACUACAUGUGGAAGGGAAAAGUAGAACAACCUGAGUUACAAGUCAUUGAUAAAAAGGCUGAACAGUCCAAGAAGUUGAUGACAGAAAGUGAAACUCAAAGUAAAGUAAUGAGUGAAUUGAGUCCACAAGCUCACUCUUCCAUAAAGACAAAACUAGAGUCAUUUCCAUCAGAAGGUAGGUCUUUGCUCCACAACCCAGAAGAUAAACCUGUGAAAAUUUCUGCCCCAGAAUUGCUUCCUCAGUCCCCAGCCCGGUCAGUCCCCAGCCCAGCACAGGAACAAGGAGUUUCAGCUGGUAGUGAAGGAUGGAUAGAAAAUUCAGUUCUAGAAUCAGCUUCCACAACCUCUAAGUAUAGAAACCUCAAACUCAAGAGAGAAAAAUCAGAAGACCUUCAGAGUAAAAUGAUCUGUGAACUGGCUGUUUGGGAUGACAAGUACAAGAAGCCAAAGAUCUGGGAAGAUCCAGAGGAACGAGAAGCAGAAGCCCUGGAGCUACCAGAUGUCCACCCAGAAUUGACAGUAAGACUAGAAAGCAAGGUCUUAGAAAACUUAGAUGUUACAGAUUUAAAAGUAGAAGAUCUUGCUGCCCUGGGUGAUACGGGUGUUGAUUUCUGUAAUACUCAAGUAGACACACUACAUAGAUCCCCACCUGCUGUGUCUCAAAAAGUGUGUGAAGAAAAUUCUCUGUCUAUAGGAUGUAAUCCCAUCACUCUCACAGACUUUUCUGAGUUUCCAUUAGAUUCUUCCAAAACCCUGGUGCUCAACUUUGGAGCAGAGGGUGAACAAAACUCAUCUAAUCCCAGAAGUGGGAGGAUCACUUCUAACAUUUUGAAAACUGGACUUCCAAUAGGAAAUGUUGACCUUGGCUUGGGGAACCUGGAGGGGACACAUCAAGCCCUUGACCUGUUAGCAGGAGGAAUGAUGCCCAAGGAAGUAGAAGAAACUUCUCAAUUAGAGAAACAAGAUUCACUAAGAUUGGAAUCAGAAACAAUUAACUCUGUAGGCCUUGGGCCAUCUUCUUGCCUUCCAGACCUUGUUGACUUUGUCACACGGACAUCUGGAAUUCAGAAAGAGAAGUUAUGUUCUCUCUCUGAGUCAGGUGAUGCUCCUGUGUGUAGUUCCCUGGAGAUGGGACCACUACAGCUAGAAAUACCGAAUGCAUCCAUCACAGAGGUAGCAACUCCUCAUGUAGUUGAGGACAAUGACAACUCUUUGAAUUUGGUAAAAUCUGUGGCUUCAGGGUCCCCUGCAAGGGAGCAGGUAGUUGGAGGCAAUAUGAUCCUUCAGGAAAUAACUGCACAAGUAACUGUAGUUGGUGCCAUCCAGGACCACAUAGAAUCCAGUGUUCAUGACUAAGAAUAUACCCAGAACUACAUGUGGAUGAAUGAAAUUGACUUCAUAAAGCGGGUGCCCAGAUGGUGAAGAACUGGUCUACUGUCUUAAUCUGAAACCUACACCAAGAGAUACAGUCAGCAUCUUAACAGUAAAUGUUAAUGGAAGCUAAAAAAAAUUUACCUCCUUUCCUUUUUUCCUUUCUCCUUAAAAUACCAGACAAAUCAAUCAUUACUACUUCUAUACAUAUCUGUAAAAAAAAAAAAUGUAUUUUCUGUUAAUUUUUUUUUCUGCCAAUUUUCUCUUACUUUGUCAUUAAAAUCAAAUGUCUAUCUGGCUCACCACAUAGUGUGCUUUGAUUGUAUUUUGGCCUUGACUCUGCCAUUCUGGAAUGUGGGGGAGGGGGAAACAGCUGACUUCUCCAAUUGUUAUGUUGUAUUCCCACCCAAUUUUGUGGGCAGCUGAUGAAUCUCUAGGAGAAACACCAGAAAGUCUGCUGAAAUGGAAAACUACUGAUGAAGGAAGGUCAUCUCUUAGGCUUCCAUUUGGAUGGGCCUGCCUUAAUAUUGUUUGAAAUGCAGUGUGAGUAGCUCUUUUGUUUACUGUUUCUACUUAAGGUCUGUCAACCUCACUCUGUUGCCUUUGCUUCAGUUGAUCCUGCUAACCCACAAAUGUGUUUGGAAAUCGCCUUGUAAACAUGGAAGAAAAUCUAGCAGGCUCACUUUUAGAAGACAACAAGUCAGUAAGGCUUAUUCAUGGCUCAAUACCAGGAGCAGAUAUGCUUUGUAGAUCCCUUUUAUUUUUGAAAUGACCUCCAUUCAUUGUUCUGUGAUCCAGCAACACUUGUGUUAUAUUGUUUCGCAGCCAUUACUAAAGAGGUAGAAGAUCUGAAAUUUGUCUUGGGAUUGAACUUCUCAGUUCCACAACUCAUUUGUAAUUCUUCCUCUACCUCUCCCUUUCCCAAGCUAUUUUUACCAUAGUGUGAUGUUUUGGGUUGUACAUUUUGUUUAAAAGAUUAAAGAAUUUAUGAGUUGACUUGGACAAGUUUAACUUUAUUUUUAAUGUGUAAAUUACUUAGAAUAAAUACAUUAAUCUCAUGUUUCUGAUUUUUUGGUAUGAAACUACAUACAUUUGAACUUAAGAGGAAAACUAGAACAGUGAACUCCCACUCCCCUAAUGUCUGUCCCCCCCAGCCUUUCUUCUCCCACUUAAUAGAGCUACUUGCCUUCAAGUCAGACUGUUAGGUUAAAUAAUGCUGUCUGAAAAAAGAAGUGCUGUCUGGAUGAACAGUGAGUUGGUGAUAGUGGUUUGGUAUUGGUAUCUUCCUAUGUGAAGAUUUUUUAUAAAACUGUGUUGGUUCUCCCUGUCGUCUUCUGGGAGCUGAACUCCCUCAAGAACACUCUUGUUCUUGCUGAGGGCCCCAUUGGGAACCAAGGAAACUUGGUCCUUAGGUUUUCUAAUUUCUGUUCUUCUUGACAUCACUGUUGUCAGCAAUUUAUAAACUGGCUCAACAGAGCUUUUAGAGUGUCAUUCUCUACCCACUUCUCAAAAAUAAUGCAAAGUUGCUCAUCUUUUUAACUAAGAUUUUUUUUUUCUUUGUGUCUUUGUGUGUACAGCUGAAGAAACCCUAUGUUGAAUAUUGGAAGGGUAUUUACUUCUUCUAGAACCUUGAUUAAUGAGUAUUUAGUUGUCCCAGCUUCUUUUUUUCAUCCAGUUGUGGAAAGGGCACAGCUUUGGAAAAGUUGGAUCCUUAAAUAUUUCUUAACCAUUUACCUUGUGAUUUUGGGAAAGUUACUUCACCUUUACUGUGCCAUGAGGAUUUUUUUCUUAAGAUGAUUAUUAUUUCCAUCUCAGCACCAAAUGUGUACAGGGUCAGUAAUCUUCCUAGGCCUGCUUUUUAGGAUGAAGCCUGAAUUCAGUGCAUUUAUCUGGCUGGAAACCAUAGACUGACUUAGAAGAUGCCAUUUAGGAAACAUAAGCUAAAGUUAACUUCAGAGGUAUAUUUGUUUUUCUAUAGAAUUACUUUUCCAUUCUAAAGCCUGCCUAUAGGAAUUCAGAUUAUAUAAGAGUUUAAAAUGGGAGUUGUUAACUGAUUUUCAGACCUGUUCACUUAGUAAGUUUCAUCUCCCUUUAGGGAGACUCAGUAGGGUUUAAGGAAAGAGGUGAGGGGUUAAUCCUAUCCAGAUCACAUUCCUAAUCUUUUGAAGUCACUUGAGAAGGGUAGGAAAAGGAACUGGUAAUGUCUAGGAAAGGUAGAGCUUGUUCAAGUAGCUGGGACUAGAGUAUUUCGAGACUUUCUGUGCUUUCCUGAUGACCAGGCAUCAUACCAAAGAUAUCUAACCAAUCUUGAGCUAUUUUUAGAAUUAACACCCACUUUCUACGAGUUGAAACAUGGUAUUCUUCAUACCUUUCUUGAACUAGCAAAGGGAGAACUUUUAGGAUUCUGUGGUUUGGGCAGGAAGUGUUGCUGGCUUCCUCCUUGAUAGUGGAAUCUAACUGUGGAGCCCGUUCAGAGGAGCCUUGUGAACGGAUGUUUGGAACUCUAACCCAAUUGCCAGAGGUAGGGCCUUUUUUUUUUUUUCAUUCAGUAUCGUAGUACUGAAUAAAAUUUUUACCUUCAGAGACAAAGACACAGCAAGGAGUGGGUCAGCUAAUGGUGGACCCCCUCAACUGAGAAAUGAUAGGAAAUGAUAAAGUCCAGGUUAGCUUUAGGCAAAAACCCUAUUUUACCUAAUUUAUGUAAAUAGCACCCUAAAAACUCCCAUUGGCCUUUGUGAAUGGAGGCGUCUUGAUUUAUAAGCCACAUCUUAUAAAUCACAGCUAACUUCAGGGCACAUAGGACUCAAUAUCCUUUCUGCUGAGUAUUCUCACUUUACUCCAUACUACUCUGUCUCUCUAAAAAACCUAAGUCAAAAAGCUAGCUAAUGUUUGAUUACAAAGCAUGCCAAAACCUAUAUACAUUUAUCAUACUGCUAGGUUCAGAGACAGGUGGAGUGGACAUACAGGAUACAGGUAUUGAAUAGGAGGGACAUUAAGUAUAUAUUUUUUAAAAAGUGGAGUAUGUUCCAAAAGGAGUAAAUGAAAUGUGUGUACAUAUUCCUAAACCUUGUUUUUGUGUGUGUGUGUUUUUUUUAAGAUUUAUUUAUGCAUAACAAGAGCCAGGGUGUAGGCCAGAGGAUGGGGGGAGGGGAGGUGAGAGGAUUCAUCAGAGACAGUGGGGAGCAGAACAGGCAGAUCAACUGAAAUAAACUGCUGAGGGGAGCAGCGGGCGAGGCAGGAGAGGUACCAUGUUGGUCACCUCCCUGGCUGGGGAGCGAACUUGUGCUGCAGUAGCUGCCAGUUGUUUCAUAGUGCUGCCGCUUAGCCACCUGUACCACCAGGGAGGCCCCGUAACCCUUGGUUUUCAUUGUCACAAAACUUGUCUAACAAACCAAAGAUUUGAACUGGAGCAAAGUUUUCAUUUAUUAACAGUUUGUGAAAAAAUGAAAAUAGUUUGGGAUUGUGAAUAUAUU